This is a messenger RNA of Rotaria sp. Silwood1, 951 nucleotides long. The record is from the annotation of a GenBank genome assembly. NCBI's taxonomy places the organism in Eukaryota, Metazoa, Rotifera, Eurotatoria, Philodinida, Philodinidae.
AUGCCACAGUAUAGUUUUGAUGAAAUUCCACAAAUUGAAUCACGAUCUCGUGUAGCUAUUAUUACUGGUGCUAAUGAAGGAAUUGGAAAAGUAACAGCACGUGAAUUAGUACGAAAAGGUUGGCAUGUUAUUAUUGCUUCACGUAAUGAAGAAAAAGCACAACAUGCUAUUAAAACAAUUCGACAAGAAAUAAAUAUGCCUGAUGCACCACUUGAUUUUAUUCAACUUGAUCUUUCAUCAUUAACAAGUAUACGAAAAUUUGUUGAUGAAUUUCAUCAAAGACAAUUACCAUUACAUCUUUUAAUAAAUAAUGCUGGAGUAUUUUUAUCGGAAUUUCAAUUAUCUGAAAUUGGUGAAGAAUUACAAUUUGCAACAAAUCAUUUAGGACAUUUUCUUUUAACAAAUUUAUUAUUAGAUGAUCUUCGAGCAUGUGUUUCAUCACGUAUUGUUAUUGUAUCAAGUGGUGCACAUUCACAAGCAUCAAAUAUUAAAUUUGAUGAUCAAGAACGUAAUCAACCUUUUCCAACAUCAACCGUUGGUAAAUUUCGAGCAGCCUUUGAAUGUUAUUGUCAAUCAAAAUUAGCCAAUGCUAUGAUGUGUACUGAACUUGUACAUCGACUUGGACCUGAAUCGAAAGUCUAUUGCAAUGUUUUACAUCCUGGUGUAAUCAAAACAUCAAUUUGGAGACAUAAUCAAUGGACUGGACGUUUGACGAGACCAUUUAUGCGAUCACUUGAUAAUGGUGCUAUGACAACACUUUAUGUUGCUACUCAUCCUGAUAUUGAACAAAACAAUAUACGUGGUGCUUAUUUUGUUCCUAGUAAAAUAUUACCACCACCAUAUUGUCGACCUGCUAUAGCUGAAAUGAAUUCAAUUGCACAUGAUAGACAACAAUGUCAAAAAUUAUGGGAAUUAAGUCAACGUUUAACAAACUUAAAUACAACAAUUUAA